Syzygium oleosum is the source of this 1897-nucleotide messenger RNA. Its product is annotated as nudix hydrolase 19, chloroplastic-like. The transcript is spliced from 6 exons. Gene Ontology annotation, molecular function: metal ion binding; NADH pyrophosphatase activity. Gene Ontology annotation, cellular component: cytosol. The coding region runs from base 68 to 1435 and encodes 455 amino acids. Gene Ontology annotation, biological process: NAD+ catabolic process; NADP+ catabolic process. NCBI's taxonomy places the organism in Eukaryota, Viridiplantae, Streptophyta, Magnoliopsida, Myrtales, Myrtaceae. The record is from RefSeq and is a predicted model, not a curated record.
CCCAUUUUGGGAUUGGAAAAUUUUUUUACAAAGCCCCAAAAAAAAAUUUUGUGAAAAAGAUGCAGUCAUGCUCUCUCUCCUCCCCUGUUUCUCAGCCUCCCCUGUUCUAUCUAUCUCCAAAAACUACCUCCUCCUCCUCCUAAAGCCUCUCUCGCUAGCAAGAACCACCCUCUGCCAUCUCUCCACCACCACCACCGCCGCCGCCACCACCGCCACCAUGUCCAUCAACCUACAAUCCCAUGCCUUCGCCGGCAACCCCAUACGGUCCAAAACUCCAAAACCGGGUGACCCAUUUUCUCCUAACUCUGCUCUCGAGACCCUUAAGACCCAGCUGUUAGAGACCACCCACCAACCCAGUUCUCCCAAUUUCAAGGUCUUGCCUUUCCGAAAGGGACGGCCUUUGGCCUCCUCUUCUUCCACUGGCGAUGCGUUGGGCCCAAAUUGGCAUCUGGGUUGGAUCGGCUUGGCUGAUUGCAAGCUUUUCUUUGCGAAUUGUGGGAUCGAUUUGAGCUAUGACUCGUUGGUUUAUCUGGGUUCGGAGUCUGCGGCAGACGUGGUGUAUUGGGCGGUUGAUGUUGCCGCAGAGGCCAAGUUGCUGCCUGAGGUUGGCGGCGAGAAGUUCUGCUUUGUGGAGCUGAGGACGCUGAUGGUGGCCACUGAUUGGGACGAUCAACACGCGAUGGCUGAAUUGGCCAUUGCUGGUCAUGCUCGAGCAUUGCUGGAAUGGCAUGGUACAUCUCGCUAUUGCGGACACUGUGGGGGAAAAACAGUCCCCAUGGAAGCAGGAAGGAGAAAGCAAUGUGUGAACGAGCUGUGCAAAAAGAGGAUAUACCCUCGGGUUGAUCCGGUUGUGAUCAUGUUAGUUAUUGAUAAGGAAAAUGACCGUGUGCUUUUAAGCCAGCAUUCAAGAUUUGUACCCCGAAUGUGGAGUUGCUUGGCUGGAUUCAUUGAGCCAGGAGAAAGCUUGGAGGAAGCAGUGAGAAGGGAAACAUGGGAAGAGACUGGAAUUGAAGUGGGAGAGGUUGUCUACCACAGUUCUCAGCCAUGGCCAGUUGGACCAAGUAGCAUGCCAUGUCAGUUGAUGGUGGGAUUCUUUGCGUUUGCAAAAUCGCGGGAAAUAAACGUCAACAAAGAAGAGUUGGAAGAUGCCCAGUGGCACAGUAGAGAAGACGUGAAGAAAGCAUUGAUGGUUGCCGAAUACAAGAAGGCACAACAAACGGCAGCGGCAAAGGUAAUCCAGAUGUGCAAGGGAGUCGAGAAAGGGCAAAGUCUGUCUGCAGAUUUCAAUGUCGAAAGCGGGGAACUCGCUCCUAUGUUCUUCCCGGGGCCAUUCGCUAUUGCCCAUCAUCUCAUCUCUUCAUGGGCAUUUCAGGACUCGGUGAACGGGUUUCAAUCUCAGCCUAUACAUGCUGGUUCUUCCAUGUCCAGCUUGUAACAACCAGUGGCCUUAGUAUGUCCUUCAUCCACCAGAAAGAAAAUGAAAAGAGAAGACAAAAUGAGAUGGAUAGUCGAAAAGGAAUAUAUGUCUGAGGACACGACUGUUAAUUCAGAGAGUCUCUUUCUCUCUGAUUCAAUUUGCGGAUUGUUGAAGCAAGGUUCGUGUAUUGUUGUGCAGAAAAGUAUAUACAGUUCAAAGGUUACAAAAUUCAUAUUGAAUGGUGAUGCUGGUCGUACCAAGCAUUGCUGAUCGAGACACUAUUGUUUCGCUUUUGCUUUUGUCAAUAAGGUAGCCGAAAUCGUGCUAGGAGUAGCUUCUCGAGUAAUACGUGCAUAUUCAUCUGUACCAGGUUUCGGGUUAGUUCAAGAAUAUGCAGAUUAAUUUUUCCGUUGUAUCAAGUUCGUGAAAAGAUAUUCAUUUCUAUUGCUAUCUAUCUCACAUAAAAUUCGUUUUCGACUA